Molecule: messenger RNA, 282 nt
Organism: Cokeromyces recurvatus
Lineage: Eukaryota; Fungi; Mucoromycota; Mucoromycetes; Mucorales; Mucoraceae
Exons: 2
Source: RefSeq, a predicted model, not a curated record
GCUCCACAUGCACACUCGUUUAUUCUUGCCACGAUCAAUUGCAGAUCCCCUUUCCUUUCUUUAAAUCAUCUCCCUCAGCAUAAGCACCGAAAUUCUCAGGAUGUUUGCUUGGUUCUAUCGCUGGCCAGUUAUGUGUACCAUUCUACAGGAAAUAGAUUAUUUAAUGCACGAUAAUGUCUCUUUAAACUUGUUAGCAAUAUUCCCCUUUCUUUCUCACUUUCUCUUCUUCCUUUCCUUUACCUUUUUACCUCUUGUCCCAUAAGAGGGUUUUUAGAUACUUUU